Apis dorsata (giant honeybee) is the source of this 759-nucleotide messenger RNA. RefSeq lists its product as uncharacterized. Gene Ontology annotation, molecular function: structural molecule activity. Bases 217 to 735 code for a protein of 172 amino acids. NCBI's taxonomy places the organism in Eukaryota, Metazoa, Arthropoda, Insecta, Hymenoptera, Apidae. The transcript is spliced from 3 exons. The record is from RefSeq and is a predicted model, not a curated record.
GUCAUUAAAAUUUCGACGAUUUAACGAUUUCACGAUACAAAAACCAAUGACAAAGUACGGAAUAAAAACAAAUAAUAUUUGGAUAGCUCACCUGUCACGUGAUUUCGCACAUCCAAUAUUAUAUUCGUAUGUCUCUUCGAUUCGUUAGUGUACUAUUGGAAAUUGCUGAAAUUGUGGUCUCUAAAAUUUAAUAAUUUUCCAUUUUUUGUUGUCAGAAUGCCUGGACAUUACGAAAAUUGGCUUGUAGUACACAUUGUUUUGGAAGAAAUUGAAUUUGCUCCUCUUAUACAAGUAGCUUAUGUUACGUCUAAAAUCAUGUCGUGCAAAUUCCACGACAAGGCUAGUAGAAACGAAGUUUUGAAACUUAUAAAUGAACUAGGUAGCACCGAAGUUGUGACACGAACUAAACGAUUUCCUGACGCUUUCCUGGUUAAUCUGACUCACGGAGAAUUCGCCAAACAAUUAAUCAACGUGCGUACGAUAUUGGAGUUCGACGAGCAAGAACUGAGUGAAGAAAAGAAGAUGGAGAGAAGAAAUUCUUAUUACUCGUCGUCUCAAUGUCUACGUACAAUGCUGUGCAAUCUAAAACUUUAUCAAGAUCUUUACGACAGAGCCUCCUUUGAGAGAAGAAGUCAAUUGGUAUGGCGAGAGCUUCUGAUGGAUGAUGAAACCUGGGAGCGUAUAGUAGCUGCUAAUCUUGGAAUCAAUUACGAACAGGCUCGAGGAAUAAAUUAAAGAGAUCAACUAUACCACCAUAUA